Molecule: messenger RNA, 183 nt
Organism: Punctularia strigosozonata HHB-11173 SS5
Lineage: Eukaryota; Fungi; Basidiomycota; Agaricomycetes; Corticiales; Punctulariaceae
Exons: 3
Coding region: 1-183 (60 amino acids)
Source: RefSeq, a predicted model, not a curated record
AUGGACAAGGUCAUGCUCACACUCAUCAAGGCGAAUGAACACGCCGCCGCAUUCUACAGUGCCUUGGGGUUCGUCGAAGACCCCACUUCACCGGGCUUUGUUGUCGAAGAUCCAGACGACAGUUGGGAGGAUGAGGAUCUCGACGAGGUUGACUACAUGAUUUUGUCCAAACGAAUCGAAUGA